UAGGGCAAUGGCGACGGUCGCGUUCUUGGCUGCCGCAUUGGUAUAAAUUUGCGAUCCACUACUGCGAAUCGCCAAGCGCGUCGCCAGUCCUUCCUCUUCUUCGAUCUUUCUCUUUGUCGGCGAUCUUCGAUCUUCCUUUGUCUCGUUGCUGUCCUAAAGGCGCGUGGAUUCGAUCUAUUUCUAGCAGCUCUCCCAGGGAUUCUUUCCUAUCACUCGCGGCGCCUCGAAGAUCAUGAUGAUGAAGCUGCCAAAGAUCUUGCGGCCCAAGCGAUCGUCGUCCGGCUUUGAUUCCUCCUCGUCGUCGCUUGGUAGUCCCUCUUCCGCCACUCCAUCUCCCAAAAUCUCUCCCAAAAUCUCCUCCAAGAAGCAAGCAUCUCCAUCCAGGAGUGAAAAUCUCCCCAAGAGCGCCGAAAUUUCUCUCGGAUCGUCGCCCAGGAGCGCUUCCUCCUCCCUCUCGCGUGGAAAUGUCAUCAAGGCGGAGCUAGAGGCUGUCUUCCGGCUCUUCGAUGCGAACGGCGAUGGGAGAAUCUCAGUGUCCGAGCUUGGCGCCGUGCUCAAGUGCCUGGCCAUGGGCAACGAUCCUCCCCCCACCGAGGAGGAGCUCCACAAGAUGGUCGAGGAGGUGGACGCCGACGGCGAUGGAUUCAUCAGCCUGGACGAGUUCCUCCACUUCCACGCGCAAUCCACCGCCAGCGUCGCGGAACUAAAGGCCGCGUUCUACGUCUUCGAUCUGGAUCGCAAUGGUUUCAUCUCCGCGGACGAGCUCCACAGGGUGUUGGUCGGUUUGGGCGAGGUGAAUCUCACCAUGGAGGAUUGUGGGCGGAUGAUCAGGGGCGUGGACUCGAAUGGCGAUGGCCGCGUCGAUUUCGAGGAGUUUAAGCUCAUGAUGGCCAGUGCAUGAUCAUCGAUCGAUCGUUCGCUCCUGCAGUGCCCAGUGAUCGAUCGCUCCCUCCUCUCUCAGUUUUUCCAAGUUCUUGGGCAAAUUUGUACAUAGCAAGGAAGAACAAAUCUCAGCCUCCAAAAAAUUUGUGAUGAAACACCCGUUUUGUUUGCUUCGCUUAGGCAGAAUCGUUAAAUUUUUUUUGUUUUCUAUACUCGAAGAAAGUAAUAUUGGUGGUAGCAUGGAAAUGCUUUUUAAAAUUCUUUCCUAUACUCGAAAAGUAAUAUUAAGCAAAAAUUCUUUC
This is a messenger RNA of Selaginella moellendorffii, 1184 nucleotides long. RefSeq names its product probable calcium-binding protein CML10. The record is from RefSeq and is a predicted model, not a curated record. Lineage: Eukaryota; Viridiplantae; Streptophyta; Lycopodiopsida; Selaginellales; Selaginellaceae. Bases 233 to 901 code for a protein of 222 amino acids. The transcript has a single exon. Gene Ontology annotation, molecular function: calcium ion binding.